Molecule: messenger RNA, 414 nt
Organism: Geosmithia morbida
Lineage: Eukaryota; Fungi; Ascomycota; Sordariomycetes; Hypocreales; Bionectriaceae
Product: KR domain
Exons: 1
Coding region: 1-414 (137 amino acids)
Source: RefSeq, a predicted model, not a curated record
AUGUCUCCACUGACAGCCAUUUCCUCCAUCGUCAACUCCAAGUACUGCGCCAAGUUCCCGAUACCAAGAAACCGAAGUGACCUCUCGGGCCACAUCUACAUUGUCACGGGUGCAAAUUUCGGGCUGGGCACGGAGUCAUAUCGGCAUAUAUAUCACCUCGGCGUCAGAAAGCUGAGCAUGGCCGUGCCCAACGAUGAGAAAUGUGAAGUGGCCAAAGCGGGGCUCCCUGCAUUCAAGCCUGUGUCCAAGAUUGCAAUCGAGGUCUGGUAUCUGGACAUGGACAGCUAUGAGUUUAUAAAAACAAUCGCCAACUGCUCUUUGAGCCUGCCUCGUAUCGACGGUGUUUUGGCCAACGCUGGCAUAAUGAUGACAAAGUUCGGUCUGAGCGAGGAACUGGGAGGAUGCUCGAUAUGA